AUGAUUUGUAAGUGUUAUUGUCAAACCCUAAUUUUCUUAUUUGAUCUUCGCUUUCGAGAGACUGUCACCGUUUCACUUUUCCACCUGAUUUCACCGUUUCACUUUUCCACCCCGAAAAAGUGUUCACAAAAACGUUCAACUAAAUCAUCUCCGCAGCUUGUCAUUUGGCCACUACUCUCCUCUCCUGAUGCUGAAUAUGAAUUAAUCAACUAUUGGCCAGAUGAGGUUGAAGAUCCGUCUCUUAUAUAUCUACACACACUCAUUAGUCAUCGGUAUCCCUUUUCAAAAGAGUCUUGGUCUGGUGGUGUAACUCUUUGGCCUUUCCUUGUCGUCGAUUCUAAGCCUCACAAGAAAGAGAAACCACAUAUGAAAGUUAAUAUUCCUCAAAAGAAAGCUGCUGAUAUUCCUCAAGACAGGUCUGGUUCAUCUCCUCAUUAUUCGUUUAAAGAGAAAGGUAAAGUUGGUGAUUCUUCACCACAGAAUGUGGGUCAAAGGGUUGUUAAACUUGAUGUUGAUGCACUGAUCCGCCAGAUCAACUCAAUAAAUGCUGUUCACACUGCUGAGAUUAAGUCAACUUUUGCAUUGGAGAUGUCUCUUAUCAAGGAUGAACUUGUUGACCAGAUUAUAAGUGUACUCCACAAAGGUGAUAAGCCUGACAUUCCAAACCGUCCUGACCAAACAGCUUCUUCUCAUGAUGAACCUCCUACUGAACAACAUCAUACUCAAGAAGGCACCAAUGUUAGUCCAUCAACACCGAGAAAUGUUAGUCCGUCAAGAACCACAAAUAUUGGUCCACCGAAAGGGCCAAAUGUCAGUUCUGAAUGGGAUCCCUAA
Messenger RNA from Arabis nemorensis, 834 nucleotides. The record is from the annotation of a GenBank genome assembly. NCBI's taxonomy places the organism in Eukaryota, Viridiplantae, Streptophyta, Magnoliopsida, Brassicales, Brassicaceae.